This is a messenger RNA of Gossypium raimondii (Peruvian cotton), 3749 nucleotides long. RefSeq names its product pentatricopeptide repeat-containing protein MRL1, chloroplastic. The transcript has 19 exons. The record is from RefSeq and is a predicted model, not a curated record. Gene Ontology annotation, molecular function: protein binding. The coding region runs from base 80 to 3400 and encodes 1106 amino acids. NCBI's taxonomy places the organism in Eukaryota, Viridiplantae, Streptophyta, Magnoliopsida, Malvales, Malvaceae.
UUUCGUUGAACUCGAUAAGCUCCUCUCCUCUCUCUUUUGCCACUCUAUCCUCUCUUUUCUUUUCUUUGAGCUUCUUUCAAUGGAUUCCAACUUAAUCUUCUUGUCUCCAAAAUUCCAAACCCCAAAUUUCCUACCUUCUUACCCAUUCUCCUCUUCCACUACCCGUCCUCUAAUCAGCCGACAAUUCCUUGGUUUCACUCACUCCCUCUGGCAUCCCGGAGGUGCUUCUUCCCUCCGAAAGAAACGCAAAAACUUGGCCUUUCUGCGCUUCCAACCUCCCCGCUUUGUUUCCAGAGCUUCUAUCGACUCCAAUUUGGUUUUCGUUGUCAUCGGUGUAACCGCUUUAUCUGCUUUAUCUCUUGCUUUCUAUAAUCAAUUUUUUAGAAAGAGUCAGACUUCAAAAAAGGUAUCUGGUUCGUCACGUUCUGCCUUACGUCAACAACGACAAGGAAAAGAUGUGGUGAUCCAGACUGCUGACCAUCAGAUUUUGGAAACGGGGGAUCUUCAAAGGGAUACUUUUGCAAAAGAAAAUGGCGGUUUGACAGAGCACAUGAAGGAAGUGAAUGAUGCUUCUGAAAGUAAAGAGGUGCUUUUGCAAGAAACUGCUGUGGUGAAUGGUGAUUCCAUGUUGACUAAGGCAUCAGAGUCGAAUGGUGCUGAUUUUCUUGCAUUUAAUGCUAAUGAUUCUGAUGUUCUUGAAGAAUCUGGAACUACUGUUCUACCUCUUCAACCUACUGUGCUGCUUGAAUCAGGAGCAGGACAGCCAUUUACCUUUGCAACACAAAGGUCAGGACUUCAUUUGGAAGAACGAGUAAAUGAAUUUGAAGCUGAUUACCCUAGACUAGCUGUGGAACCCAAGUCUAGUGCUUCUUCUGUACUAGUAGAAGAUGCUGUUGUCCUUAUCGGAGAAGAUAAAGUUAGAAAUUAUGACAUAUUCAGAGAAUCCGGCAGAGAAGAGCUUCACACCUUCUACGAGGCUGAUCACUUGGUGGCAAAAUCUUCAUCAAACUUGACUCUAAAACCAGUGUCUUCUCAUUUUCUCUCUUCAAAUAGCAAUAAGUUUUCUUCACUGAAGCUGAAGCUGAACAGUGAACUAAACAAAGAUGCAUUAUCAGCGAAGAAUUCUCUCCAAACAGCAGAUAUGGUUGAAGGAAAAGUAACUCAGGCAAAUUUCCAAGGGGGCUUUUCUCACAAAAGAAAACACUUGGGAAGGGGUAGGGAGUCUCCAAGAGACAAGGGAAAAAAACACUUGAUUCAGGAGAAGGAUACAAAGUUGGCCCAGUUUCCCUUCCCAAAUGGGGAGCUUGCUAAUGACAAGCACCAUCCCGAAGAGUAUUUGAGUUAUUACAAUCAUUUACUAAGAUGUGGAAGGUUAAGUGACUCUGUUGAUUUGCUUGAAGAUAUGGAACAAAAAGGUUUACUGGAUAUGGAUAAGGUUUAUCAUGCAAAGUUUUUCAAAAUCUGCAGUAAGCAAAAGGCUGUAAAAGAAGCUUUCCGCUUCACAAAGCUGAUUGCAAAUCCAACAUUGAGUACAUUUAAUAUGCUGAUGUCUGUAUGUGGAUGUUCUAAAGAUUCUGAGGGAGCCUUCCAAGUUUUACGGCUUGUCCAGGAAGCUGGGUUCCAAGCUGAUUGUAUACUAUACACUACAUUAAUAUCUACAUGUGCCAAAAGUGGAAAGGUUGAUACAAUGUUUGAGGUGUUUCAUGAGAUGGUUAAUUCUGGAGUGGAACCUAAUGUUAAUACAUAUGGAGCUCUGAUUGAUGGUUGUGCCAGAGCUGGGCAAGUGCCCAAGGCAUUUGGUGCUUAUGGAAUAAUGAGAUCUAAGAAUGUAAAGCCAGACCGGGUUGUAUUCAAUGCACUUAUUACUGCAUGUGGUCAAUCUGGAGCAGUGGAUCGUGCUUUUGAUGUGUUGGCAGAAAUGAUGGCUGAAACACAGCCUAUAGAUCCUGAUCACAUAACUGUUGGUGCAUUGAUAAAGGCAUGUUCAAAUGCUGGUCAGGUUGAGCGGGCACGGGAAGUAUAUAAGAUGAUGCAUAAAUUCAACAUUAGGGGCACUCCCGAAGUUUAUACAAUUGCCGUUAAUUGUUGCAGCCAGACUGGAGAUUGGGAGUUUGCUUGCGGUGUCUAUAAUGACAUGAAAAAGAAAGGUGUAGCUCCUGAUGAGGUAUUUAUCAGUGCAUUAAUAGAUGUCGCUGGGCAUGCGGGAAAGCUGGAUGCUGCUUUCGAAUUGCUACAGGAAGCAAAGAAUCAUGGGAUAAAUAGUGGAAUUGUGUCAUAUAGUUCAUUGAUGGGGGCCUGCAGCAAUGCUAGAAACUGGCAAAAGGCGCUGGAGUUGUAUGAGAAUAUAAAGGCUCUUAAACUGAAGUUAACGGUUUCUACGGUUAAUGCUUUAAUUACUUCCUUGUGUGAAGCAAAUCAACUGCCUAAGGCCAUGGAAGUUUUGUCAGAGAUGGAGGAGUCGGGAUUGAGCCCAAAUAUUAUCACAUACUCCAUACUUUUGGUGGCAAGUGAAAGAAAUGGUGAUCUUGAAGUAGGCCUCAUGCUUCUCUCUAAGGCAAGAGAUGACGGGAUUGCACCUAACCUUGUUAUGUCCAGAUGCAUAAUUGGCAUGUGCUUGCGAAGGUUUGUGAAAGCUUGCGCAGUUGGUGAGCCUGUUCUGUCUUUUAAUUCAGGACGACCACAUAUUGAAAACAAAUGGAUGUCAGUAGCCCUGACAGUCUACCGUGAAACUAUUGAUGCUGGUACAGUACCAACCAUGGAAGUUGUUUCAAAAAUUUUAGGAUGUUUGCAGCUCCCUCGUGAUGAUUCUUUGAGAAGUAGACUUGUCGAGAACCUUGAAGUUAUUGCUGAUCCAUCAAGGAGCUCUAGCCUUGGUUCAUUGAUAGAUGGAUUUGGUGAAUAUGAUCCUCGUGCUUUUUCGUUACUUGAGGAGGCUGCUUCUUUUGGGAUUGUUCCAUGUGUAUCCUUCAAAGAAAGUCCUAUUGUCGUAGAUGCAAGAGAGUUGCAAAUUAAUACAGCGGAGGUUUAUCUCUUAACUAUAUUGAAAGGACUCAAGCAUCGGCUUGCUGCUGGUGCAAAAUUACCUAGCAUAUCCAUCUUAUUGCCCUUGGAGAAGGCACAAAUCUUGACAUCUGGAGGAGAGAAAUCAAUUAAUGUUGCCGGAAGGAUGGGCCAGGCAAUUGCAGCGCUAUUGAGAAGGAUUAAACUACCAUACCAAGGGAAUGAAUCCUAUGGAAAAAUCAGAAUCAAUGGCCUUGCACUAAGAAAAUGGUUUCAACCAAAACUCGCUUCUCCGUUCACUGGAAAACCAGGUGAGUGGAACGCUUCCCAAAUGCGACUGGGAAAAGGAAUCUCCCACCAGCAACGCAACAUUCGAACUGGCAAUCUGUCUUUGCAUUAAGAGUAGAAUCUUCAGAACUGAUGCCCUUUUAGCAAUUUAAUCAAGGACUUCUACUUCAUGCCCCUGAAUUUUUUCUGCUUGCUACUUUGGAAUUCAAGAAAAAGUCAGAAAGCUCCCUUCUUCCACUAAUUAGAAUUGCUGAGUAGUGGAUGGGAGGAAAUAUAGAGAAUUUGAUCUCAUAGUCAUUUUGUGUAAAGAGGAUGGUAGGUGGGGUUGUAUUUUAAUUUCCUUUUUGUGAAGCAUAACAAGUGAUUGGGUGAUAAAUGCUAGUUGAUUCUGAGCCAGCCUUCUCUGUCUAUACUGAUUUUUGGUUCAUAAGAAUCUGUAUGAGGGUUAUUACAUUAGGUUA